AUGCGUGUGGGGUGUGCAAACUGGCAAAAUCGAGGUGCGACCGAAAUGCCUAACUCCGGUGACCCGGACGCCACGAGUAUGCCGGAGACGCCGAUGUCCCCUAACAUGAACGCCACGAAGGCCGCAGUCUCAGCCAGUGGGGCGCAGACCGCCCACCCGGCAGUGGCCGCCACCACGAAGGGAAGUCGACGCGCGCAAGGCUGGCACUCGGCUGUAACAGGUGGCGCCCCUCCCCGUACCACUAGUGCGAAUCGCCCUGCGUCCGAUACCAAGUCACUUGGAGACAGUGCUGCCCAUAGCGGCAUUGUUCGGAGAUCUUCAGUGCAGUUUAGCAAGGAUUCUCUGGUGAGCCAAAACAGCUCCCGCAUCCCGCGUGAUGAAGCGUCCGAAUUUCGCCAGAACAUGGCCGACUUCCUGAUGGUGAUGUAUGGCGACAAGACAGCCAGCGGCGUCGUCGGGGCAGACGAGAAAAAUGGUGCGCCACGCGCGAAAGGAAAGGCGGACCCUGGUGAGUCGCGCAUUCCUGGUGCACUGUUGGAGGCGGGACGCGAGCCACCGUGGCACGCGGGCUCCUCACGCGGUGUGUCAUCGAGAAGCCAAGGCCCACUCGUGAAGGGCCUCACUGCCAACAGCGGCCGAAGCCCGCAAGUCGAUCGCAUUGACACGCUCGUAGAGUCGCUUGUGCGUGCCUACAGCCGCCGGACGACGUCGGCGCGCGGCGAGUUUCAAGGCAUCCCCGGGGUAGACGAUGAUAACCCGAUCACCUACAACGGCCCUCACCCGAGCAGCUGUCGCCGCGCACUGACGUCCCCACGACUGAGCCAUGGCAACAGCAUCGGCACUGGCAGCGGACACACUGACGAGGUGUCAGCGUUUGUGGGUCAGGCGCUGGACAACAUCCUCAACCCUGGCGGCAUUCUAGGUCAAGGAGCGGUGUCGAACCUCUCUAUGCUGUCCUCUCUCCGACUGGACAGGAACCUCUUUGACUUGAUGCCCUUUCAGACGCAGAGCAACCUGCAGAACGUCAUCGCAGAAGAGGAAGACUCCGGCACGAUGUUGAAGCCAAUGUACGUGGGAGAGCAGGCCAUGUUUCGGUCAGUCGGCACGCGGCCCAGCAUAACCGACAUCUCUGUCAGCAAGUCCAUGCGAGGCAUGAUCCCAGCGGCGCCGCCUGAGUCUGGCAAGGGCCACCACCUCAACACAACCCAAGCACCACUAUGUGGCGACAGCGGCGGCCCUCCACGAUCUAGUGGGGGCCCCUCAUUGUGCACGCCCAAGCAGACGCUAGGCGAUAAGAAACGUAGCCUCGACAGCGAAGUGAUGGAGAAUGCCUUCGUGAAUCAGCGAGGCAGCGGUGCUGUGGGUGGUGAUGCGAAGAAUAAGAGCAUCGUACACUGCAUGUCCCUUGACUCUAAGGUGCUCGGCAGAGCGGUUGGUGCAGACGACGAGGACGACAGCUGGGGCGAUGCGCCCGCCGGCAUCCUGGCAACCAAGGCAACGGACAGUGGGAGCCCUGGAAUGGACUCGUCUGCCCGCGGCCUCUUGGACUACUCCAGGGCACGCACGAACGUCACGCUGCAGAAGGCUCUGGGGACGCUGCAAGUGGAGGAGCAGCUGAAGCGCGACGUUGUGAUCGCUGUCGAGCAUCAGCUGUGCGGCUACAUCACUUCUCUAGAGCACGAGGAAAGGCUGAAGAAGAGGGGAGGGUCUGCGGCUAGCAGUGGUCAGCAGAAGAGGGGUGGAGAGACAUCAGCCAGCUCUACUCCAGCAGCCGGAAGCUCGAUGAUUACAGAUGGAGUCGUAGGCGCAGGGAGAAAUACUCGCUCUCGUGGCACUGUCAACAGCGACACCGCGCCGCUCAUGCAGAACAUCAUCGAGUUCUUUCAGGAAAACACCACCGAGGUGCAUCACUCGAACACUCUUGCGUCUGCCGCAGCGAAGACAUGA
This is a messenger RNA of Leishmania braziliensis MHOM/BR/75/M2904, 1947 nucleotides long. RefSeq lists its product as hypothetical. The transcript has a single exon. Lineage: Eukaryota; Euglenozoa; Kinetoplastea; Trypanosomatida; Trypanosomatidae. Bases 1 to 1947 code for a protein of 648 amino acids. The record is from RefSeq and is a predicted model, not a curated record.